AUGAAAUCAUUCGGACUAGCUUUGAUUAAUAAAUUAAAUAAAAAUUCAACUAAUGCUAAAACACAGAUUGACUAUUGCUUCGCUAAUGUGAAUGGCUGGAAAUGUGAUUAUUUUGAAAGUCUAAGAAGUUUUCAUAAACCAUUAUGGAUAAGAAAACAUGAAAUUGUGAGUCAAUUUCAUGUUGAUGAAAACGAACAGAUUCGUACAGAUAUGCAUUUGAAUCUUGGAGAUCUUAGCAUUGAUGAUCGCUCUAACUGGAUGGACAUCGACGACCAAUCUUCUUUCGAACAAACUCAUACAGAUAUAUCUUUUAAUAUUAAGGAUUUUCACACCGAUGAUCAACCAGAGAUAAUGGAAAUUGUUGAACAAUCUUUUUUUGAAAAUUAUGAAAUGACUGAUGAAGAAAAGGAUCAAAUCCAUACAGAUAUAUCUUUUAACUUGAAAGAACUUAAAACUGAUGGUCUAUGUGCUUCAACGAUAUUUAACGAGAAAUCUCCUAUCGAAACUUACGAAAUUGUUGAUUUAAAUACGAGAAGGAUUCUUGAUCACUUUCUUCUUGUACUUGAUUCUAAUAAUACAACAGACACUGAUCAUAUUUCUAAUCAAGCUCGAAUAAUCAAUGAUUUGAUUGAAAAAUCACCAUUUAUAACUGUGCACAAUAAAGACCUAUCUGUACGAUUAAAGCCAAAAACGGAAUAUUCUGUUCAAGAACUUGAUUCAGUUUAUGCUAGAACUCGCUCAACUGGAGAUGGCAAUUGUUUAUAUAGUUCUCUUUCGAUAAUGAAUAUCGGGUCUGAAAAACUAAUGCAUUCAAUGAGAUUGUUGGCAGUCAAUGCAAUGAUUAAUAAACAGUUGAAAAGAACUGCUAUGGAUACAAUAUGGGGUGGAGAAGUUCACACUCAAGCGCUUUCUAUAGCUCUAUUUCAUGCUAUCUAUUCAUAUAUCCAGUUUAAUAGCGAUCCACAAAAUAGACAUUAUAUUUCAUCGAGUAUUGAAUUACAAGAACUAGUUGAUCGAUUUGUUAAAGGGACAGCAGGCGGUCAUUUAAAAUACAUAGGAUAUAAAUCCGAUAUGAAUAAAUUAGGAUUUUGUCUUUAUUACAGCGGUAUUCUCUAUGAUGCUCUUUUACCUUUUCAAGAUAAUCCUCAACAAUUUUUGCCACACUUUGACUUGAUUAAUAUGAGUUUAUAA
Rotaria socialis is the source of this 1191-nucleotide messenger RNA. Lineage: Eukaryota; Metazoa; Rotifera; Eurotatoria; Philodinida; Philodinidae. The record is from the annotation of a GenBank genome assembly.